This is a messenger RNA of Apodemus sylvaticus (European woodmouse), 1734 nucleotides long. RefSeq names its product zinc finger protein 253-like. Gene Ontology annotation, cellular component: nucleus. Gene Ontology annotation, biological process: regulation of transcription by RNA polymerase II. Gene Ontology annotation, molecular function: DNA-binding transcription activator activity, RNA polymerase II-specific; RNA polymerase II cis-regulatory region sequence-specific DNA binding. The transcript is spliced from 5 exons. NCBI's taxonomy places the organism in Eukaryota, Metazoa, Chordata, Mammalia, Rodentia, Muridae. The coding region runs from base 1 to 1734 and encodes 577 amino acids. The record is from RefSeq and is a predicted model, not a curated record.
AUGAAGGGAAAGAGUGUCUCAGAGGCGAAGACUAAAGCCCCAGUUGAUGAAGCCUCACCGUCCCUGAGUCCUGAUCAGACACCAAACCAGCUUUUGGAAAAGAAGAGGAGAGUUCCAACCACAUCGUUGCCAACCUGGUACAAGGAACCAGUGAUCUUCAAAGAUGUAGCUGUAUACUUCAGCCAGAAAGAGUGGCAGCUACUGGAGCCUGCUCAGAAGGGCCUGUACAAGGAUGUGAUGCUGGAGACCUACGAGAACCUGACCUCUGUGGAACAGUAUAUUUUCAAGCCAAAGUUGAUCACCAGGUUGGAGCAAGGAGUUGACCUUUUUGCCAAAGAGAAUGAUGCUCCUGGAGAGCCCCAGCAAGGCGAGGAGGCAGGAGCCAACCGAAGAGACCCCUCUGCAGGGAAGAAGACAGGGAAUAAUUCCACAAAGGCUGAAAUCCGGAAGCCAGAGACUUCUAAGACAGCAUCACUGGAGAAACAGAAAAAGACAGAUCAAGAGGGUGGUUCCCAGAGUCUGAGAGCAGAAAAGACUUCAAAAAGUGACGAGAGGCCAUCUCAAAAUAAGGAGACAUGUGUGCCAACUUCGACGACAGAAGCAGGCAAAGCCGCCGCCCCGGGCGACAAGGAGCGGGACUCCGCAACCCCGGGCACAUCCUCGUCUUCGGGGCAAGCUUCGGCGACGCCGACACCACUGAGCGCUCUGACCCCGGGGCAAGAUGCUCACGGAAAACCGCAGCUGGCGAGCAGUUCCACAAAUGCAAAGCGCAAGCCUGCCCGGCAAGGUAAAAACCACUUCAAAUGCAAGGAGUGCGGGAAGACCUUCAACCAGACGCUCCACCUCGUGGAGCACGAGCGCAUCCACACGGGAGAGAAGCCCCACAAGUGCGACACGUGCGGCAAGUCGUUCCGCCACCUCUCCUACUUCCUCACGCACUACCGGAUCCACACGGGCGUGAGACCCUACAAGUGCAAGGAGUGUGGCAAAGCCUUCAACAGCAGCUCCACUCUCAACAACCACUGCAGGAUCCACUCCGGGGAGAAGCCCUUCCAGUGCAACGAGUGCGGGAAGACCUUCAAGCAGAGCACGAAGCUCACUCGGCACCAGCGGAUCCACACCGGCGAGAAGCCCUACAAGUGUGGCGAGUGCAACAAGUGCUUCGGCCGCAGCUCGUCCCUGAGGGAGCACCAGCGCAUCCACACCGGCGAGAAGCCCUACUGCUGCCAGGUGUGUGGGAAAACCUUCAGGGUCAACUCGCAUCUCUCCGAGCACCAGCGGCUCCAUCUGCAGGUGAAGCCCUUCAAGUGUGAUAAGUGCGGGAAGCACUUCCGGAACAGCUCCUACUUGACGGAGCACAAGCAGAUCCACGUGCCCGGGGCGCGGGUGGACUGCCCGGAAUGCGGGAAAGUCUUCUCGUGCAAGGUGGCCCUCCUCAAGCACCAGAAGAGACACGAGGCCAACUCCAGGUAUCGGUGCAAGGGAUGUGGAAAGACUUUCAGGUGUAAGUCGAGCAUCCAAAGGCACGAGAGGCUGCACGCUGGGGAGAAACCUUUCGUGUGCACCAAGUGUGACAAAGGUUUCACUGACAAAACUACAUUGAAUAAUCACUUGAAAAUCCACUCUGGAGACAGGCCUGAUCCGUGCGCCCAGUGCGGGAGAGCCUUUAAAAAGCUGGCUACCCUGCUGGUUCACCAGAAAAAGCAUAUUCAAAAGAAAGCCGCAAAUGUAUAA